Psylliodes chrysocephalus is the source of this 395-nucleotide messenger RNA. The record is from the annotation of a GenBank genome assembly. Lineage: Eukaryota; Metazoa; Arthropoda; Insecta; Coleoptera; Chrysomelidae.
AGUUGAUUGUUCUCUGCUCGCUCUUGGCCUACACCAGCGCUGGUAUAAUAGGAGCCCCAGCAGCCAUCACCUACUCCUCGCCGGCAAUUGCUGCAGCACCUUUCUCGUACUCAGCACCUGCACUUGCUGCACCUUUAUCCUACUCAGCGCCUGCAUUGACUUCUCAAUCAUCAAACAUCUACCGCAGUUUCGGAAACCUUGGUCAAAUUUCAACUUACUCGAAGACCAUCGAUACCCCAUUCUCCAGCGUAAGGAAGUCUGAUGUUAGAGUGUCCAAUCCUGGAGUACACAUUACUGAACCUCUAGGACAUUCUCUUAUCGGAGUCGCAUACUCUGCUGCACCAGCUGUUUCUCACAUCAGCUUUGAUUCUGGACUUGUACAUUAUGCUUUCUAA